GAAAUGUCAACGAUCGGGAGUUUCGAAGGAUUCCAGCCCGUGUCUCUGAAGCAAGAGGGCGAUGACCAACCCUCAGAGAAUGAUCGACUGUCCAUGGAAGAGGGAGACCCAGGCAAGGACCCAGCACCAAGACGGAUUUCAAGGCAGCCAAGUGUAACCAAAUCAACACUCUACCCCAAUCCUUAUCACAAGACCUAUGUCUCACGGAAGUACUUCGUUACACGGCCGGGGGCCAUUGAGACCGCCAUGGAAGACUUGAAAAGUCAAAUAGAGAAGACUUCUGGAGAGAAAAUCCAAGGCUUCUGGCUCUUAACAGAGAUAGAUCACUGGAACAAUGAGAAGGAGAGGAUAUUGCUGGUCACAGACAAGACUCUCUUCAUCUGCAAAUAUGACUUCAUCAUGCUCAGCUGUGUGCAGUUGCAACAAAUUCCCCUGAGUGCUGUCUAUCGCAUCUGUCUGGGCAAAUUUACCUUCCCUGGGAUGUCCCUGGACAAGAGAGAAGGAGAAGGCCUUAGGGUCUACUGGGGGAGCCCGGAGCAGCAGUCCCUCUUGUCUCGUUGGAACCCAUGGUCCACUGAAGUGCCUUACGCUACCUUCGCUGAGCACCCUGUGAGACACACCAGUGAGAAGUUCCUUGAAAUUUGCAAGUUGUCUGGGUUUACAUCUAAGCUUGUUCCAGCUGUCCAGAAUGCCCUCAAGAGUUCAACUGGAUCUGGAAGAGGAAAGGAACUGAUGUUGUUAACUGAGCCCAUUUUGAUUGAGACCUACAUGGGACUGAUGUCAUUCAUUGGAAACCGCAACAAACUUGGCUAUUCCCUUGCCCGUGGGAGUAUUGGUUUUUGAGACUCUUUUUGACAUAUGAGUACAACAUCCAUAGAUAUAUCAUUAUUGAAGAUUCUGGUUCAGCCCCCCAUAUUUUUGAAUUGA
Miniopterus natalensis is the source of this 927-nucleotide messenger RNA. RefSeq names its product tumor protein p63 regulated 1 (gene TPRG1). Gene Ontology annotation, cellular component: cytoplasm. The record is from RefSeq and is a predicted model, not a curated record. Lineage: Eukaryota; Metazoa; Chordata; Mammalia; Chiroptera; Miniopteridae.